AUGGUAAAGUUUCUGCUGCUUGCUUUGGCAUUUGGUCUGGCUCAUGCUCAGGCUGAGCUUGAAGGAAAGUGGGUUACCACUGCCAUCGCUGCUGACAAUGUGGACAAGAUAGAGGCAGGAGGACCACUGAGACUCUAUGUUCGUGAAAUUACUUGCACUGAGGCAUGUAGUAAAAUGGAAGUCACAUUUUAUGUCAAUGUGAAUAACCAAUGUUCUCAGACCCAAAUCACUGGGUAUAGGCAAGAAGAUGGCAACUACAGAACCCAGUUUGAAGGGGAUAAUGUAUUUAAACCUGUGAGUGCAACAGAAGACAACAUAGUCUUUACCGGUGCGAAUGUGGAUAGAGCCGGCCAGACAACAAACUUGAUUUUUGUUGUUGGAAAAGGUCAACCUUUGACUCCUGAACAACAUGAAAAACUUGAGGCAUAUGCUAAGGAACGUAGCAUUCCACCAGAAAACUUUCAAGAUGUUCUUGCUACAGGACUUAUGGUAAAACGGAUGUUAGGAUCCUACCCACUGAUGUUGAUCACAGCAGAAUCAGGUUUCACUUCCACCAACAAGGGCCAAGUGCAGCCAUUUCUCGUGCUGAUUUUGAUCACAGUUGAAUCAUUUUUCACUCCCACCAACCAGGACCAAGUACAGCCCUUUCCCUGCAUCAUAGACAAAAUCUCUAAGGAGAUUCAAGUUUAUUUCUGUGAUGGCUAA
This is a messenger RNA of Microtus oregoni (creeping vole), 705 nucleotides long. RefSeq names its product odorant-binding protein-like. Gene Ontology annotation, molecular function: small molecule binding; odorant binding. The transcript is spliced from 6 exons. Bases 1 to 705 code for a protein of 234 amino acids. Lineage: Eukaryota; Metazoa; Chordata; Mammalia; Rodentia; Cricetidae. The record is from RefSeq and is a predicted model, not a curated record.